Aspergillus heteromorphus CBS 117.55 is the source of this 1215-nucleotide messenger RNA. RefSeq lists its product as uncharacterized. Bases 1 to 1215 code for a protein of 404 amino acids. The record is from RefSeq and is a predicted model, not a curated record. NCBI's taxonomy places the organism in Eukaryota, Fungi, Ascomycota, Eurotiomycetes, Eurotiales, Aspergillaceae. The transcript is spliced from 3 exons.
AUGCUGGCUCUCCGCGACCAGGAGAACCUGGUACAUACUCACCAGACCGUUGCCGCGUCCAAGCCGUUGAACCAGGGCGCGAGGCACUUACAGCCCAAGACCCCCGGCGCUCGAGCACCCAAGACCCCAUUCAAGGUCCCGUUGAACGACGAGAAUGACCCCUUGGCCUUUGGAAAGAAGACCGUGAAAGCGGCGGGUAAACAGAAGGAGAGCGUCAACUUGACCGUCAAGGAUGCCUUUGUCACGCCGUCGGCGGAUCCCCGUCACCGAGCUCCCCUGGGCAUGAAAACCACCAACGCCAAAGCCAGAGGUUUGCAAACCCCCGCUCCGCCCGGAGGGACCGUGAAGCCGGAGAAAACCAUCAGAAGAGGUUCCACCCAGAGAGUCAAGAAAUUCUCGCCCUUUGUGGAACAGAGCCGGCCUGAGGUACAGACCAGACCGGUGAAAGAUGACGUUCCCGACAUUGAAUACAUGCCGCCCAAGCCAAAAGAUCUUCCUGACUACCCCGAUGACAUCACGUACGACACCACCUUCCCCCAGUUCCAGCCGAAGAACCUGGCUCGAGGACUGGAAAGCGUGUACGGCGACAACGAGAUAGGACCCGAUGGCCUCACCAAGAGAGAGCGCAAGUUCCAGGCCGACUCGGCCGCGUGCGACAAGAUGAUUGACGAGCUCAUUCUGAAGCAAGUGGAGGACAUCGGCUUUGAGGAGAUGGAUGAGGCCGUCCCAUGCAGCGAACCGCCUACGGGACAUGCGACGAGGCAUCGGAUGGAAACCCGGCGGAUGAGGGCGGCCGCGACUAGCCAGGCGAAAAGCACCAGCGAUGUUUCGACGCUUCGCGCCCGUGAUGCCGCCGCCGCGCUUUCCGGGACGCAGCGCUCCGCUCCACGGACUCGGUCCGCCGUGCCCAAGCCCCGGGUGACUUCGACCCUGUUCCCGUCCAAGAAGCCGCGACCUCCGACCAACCCGUCGAGCAUGCGCCACACGGCCGCCACCGCCAACUCGAGGACGACGGUAGGAUACAGCCGGGGCAGAGAGGUGUCAUCGAAGCUCCAUGGACCGCCGGCUAGUCCGGUGAAGCAGGAGCUGGGGAUCCUCUCACCCGAGACGUAUCUGCAGCCCUACGGGACUCCACCGCUGGCAUCCGCCGUCGAGGAGGCACUACCUACGUUCGGGGAAGACGAGGAAGCGCAGAACUUCCAAUUGACCUUGUGA